AUUCAAAAUGGCGGCCGCAACCGAAGAGCGCAUAUCGGUUAAGUUUCACCGAGUUUUCUCCAGUUUUCCUGGUUUUCACUAGUUUUUUUCGUGCAUUUUCUCCAGAUUUUACAUUUAUGGUGUCCGCGGGUCAUAACUGUUUAAAACAAAUCGGUGCAAACACGUUUGGUGGCCUAAAAAUCAGUCCCGAACUUUGACCUUUUCUAGCAAAGCUCGGGGGGGCCCAAAGAACGAAAAAAAAAUGCGAAAAUUCACUGGCAGUUGCAUAAUAUCCGGGUGCAUCUGAAAAAAAACUAUGGAAAUGUACGUGGUUUAUUUAUCGGAAUCCGUGCUGGAAGGUCUCAAAUGUUCCAAAGACACGCUUAAUCCCACUUGGAGAGACAUGAUAGGGGAUACGAUGGUUGAUCCGGCGGCAGCCAAUGCCAACUCCCUUGAUCCAACCUCGAUCAGCGAAGAAGAAUUUGAACAACAUACGACUUACAUUGUACCUGAUCUUCCGGUUGAACCGGAAUCGCUCAAUAGGGCCGAGGCUACUUUACCUAGAAAUUUGGUGCUAAAGCCCUCGAACGCCCUAUCGGACGCCCAAGGGGUGUGGAGCACCGGGUACAUCCCACGAGGGACACGAUUUGGCCCCCUCGUGGGAGAAAUCUACGCCAAAGAUGCGGUUCCUAUUUCAGCCAAUAGAAAAUACUUUUGGAGGGUAUGUAUUUUUCGUGCCCAAUCUCAAUGUUUUAUACUAAUUCCAACACUCAAUCAGGUGUACAAAAACAACGAGCUAUUUUACUAUAUUGACGGAUUCGAUAUUUCCAAAGCCAAUUGGAUGCGCUACGUAAAUCCCGCUUACUCCAGCGAGUCCCAAAACCUGAUAGCCUGUCAGUACAAGAUGAAUAUUUAUUUCUAUACCAUUAAACCCAUCCUGCCUAACCAGGAACUCUUAGUAUGGUACUGUAAGGAGUUCGCUGAAAGGUUGAACUAUCCCUUGACUGGCGAGCAAAUGCUUCAAAGAAUAAGACAACAAGUUCAGCAGUCUCCAGAACUCCCACCAGUGACCCCAGUAAUAAUAAACUCCGUGAGUCCUCCGGUGGAUCCGACCCCAAAAGACCCCCAUCAGUACGAGCACCAUGUGGCGACAGCUGCCGAAGGUUCUGUCCGUUCAGACGAGGGUUACCACAGUAAUGGAUACCAUGACGAUGCCUACCAGCCACCGGAAGAUACCAGCGAUACCGAUAGCGAGUGCAACUACGUGCUGGAUUUCAGCAAGAAACCCAGCAAUGAAGCAAAAGAGCUAGAGGUGCUGCAUUCGGUCCAGGUGCCCAAUACAGACGACUUCUUGAAGAACGAGUAUCGGAAGGUCAAAAUUAAGAUUUCGAAGACUUAUAGAACUCAAAGAAGUUUAGGAGAAGCGAGCGAUACUGAGCUCGAAAAGGAUUCUCCACUGCUCGAUAAUGUUGUACCUGAUCUACCCCCGGCUCUAGCACCCCUUAGAGUUGCUUCCCCACUUCUAGGGGAGCCUCAGUUGCCUGAUGUGCAGAAAAUGACUUUCUAUGAUAACGAGUACAAAAACGGGAACGGGUACAUCCGGUACACGCCUCCGACGUCCAGUAUUUUGGAGAAUAUACUCUUGGGCAAUAGAACGGACAGUAAUAACAAUGAUAAUCAGAGACAAACGAACUCAGUUACGCCACCCCCCAGUUCUCCCACCGAGAUGGCUUAUAGUUACAAGAAGAAUCUGAGGUACGCAGGUCCAAAACCUUGCAGUCCAGAUAGCUCAAGUUCAGCGAACCACGUAGAAAUGGUAUUCCACCACGUAGCCAAAAAUGUAGAAGUAGAAACCGAUGAUAACCUGUACAUUUCCGAUCACCUCCAAUCAACUAUUCAACCCACCAGUUACUACACACCAUAUUGCGCAUCUCCCGAAGUAGUGCACUCCCAGAGUAGUUUUAGUAAUGGCGCAGGUGCAGAACGUGAUGUAAUCGUAUCGAGCAACGGAUUGUUCAAUUCCAAUUUGAGUCAUCACUUGUUGACUCCAGUGCCGCAGUUCGAGGGUGGAAGCGGAGGAAAAUCUCCGAGGAGUCAAACGAAAAGUCCCGAUUUGAAGUAUGAUUUAGGCGUCAUUUCCAGCAACCCUUUAAGUCCAAACGGAGGACCGAAUAGGGGUUAUAGGAGCUUACCCUAUCCACUGAAAAAGAAGGAUGGAAAAAUGCAUUACGAGUGUAACGUUUGUUGCAAGACUUUUGGGCAGCUAUCUAAUUUGAAGGUUCAUCUAAGGACACAUAGCGGAGAAAGACCGUUCAAAUGCAACGUUUGCACAAAAUCCUUCACCCAACUGGCCCACCUCCAAAAGCACCAUCUCGUACAUACCGGCGAACGGCCUCACGAGUGUGGAAUUUGCAAAAAACGCUUUUCGUCCACCUCGAACUUGAAAACUCACCUGCGAUUACAUAGCGGACAAAAACCGUACGCGUGCGAUUUUUGUCCGGCUAAAUUCACGCAGUUUGUUCACUUGAAGUUGCACAAACGACUACAUACCAACGAGAGGCCGUAUAUAUGUCAGGAGUGCGGAAAGAACUACAUUAGCGCGUCCGGACUGAGGACGCAUUGGAAGACCACCAGUUGUAAACCGAAUAAUAUUGAGGAUGAGUUGCACGAGUCUACGUCUCAGAAUGGGUUCUAUGAUUAUGGAUCUACUGAUGGAAAUAUAGGUCUCGAAGCUCACCAAGAAGACCAACAGCUUUUGCACCACUCUCCGAUAGAACACCUGCACCACCACCACCAACCGACCGUGAUUGGUCGACCGGUCAGCAAUUUAAUUAUGUCGACCAAUCAGAGGCCACCAACCCAUUCCCUUCAACCCGGAAAGGAGACCAGGCCGAGUGUAAUUGAGUCCUCACAACCUCACAUAAUCGAGUGUACAUAGAAAGGGUUGGGUGCAGUUCCGGUGAAAUAACCGGAUAGUUAAAUUAGGCUUAAGGUGUUUUUUUUCGUGGUUGCGUUAUGAUUGUUUGGGGUUGUUGGUGACGUGUCGGAUUUUUUUUUUAUCAAAUUUCAUUUUUUAAUCCGCCGUCAUCAAGAGCCGACUUUUUAGUUUAAUUAUUCGACUGGUAGAUUGUACAGUGUAUUACUACAAGACUUGCACGAUAGCAAAAUAUAUCUCACCGAAUAAGCUCAAUAGUAAUUAAAAGACUAUGUUGACUAACAUCUGUUUACGUGAACGUUAGGGUUAUUGAAAAAAAAAUACUCAACUGUUGUCAGAUAUAUUUUGUUAUUCCGUUGGAAUAUUUCGCAAAGACGGUUUUUAUCUCCUCUUCCUCGUGAUAUUUAAUUGUUAAGUUCUUUUUAAGUUGAAAUUUUACUCGUUAAUGAAUAGCGAUAUAACGUAGUAUGUAAGCAUCCCAUUCAGGCAGUGGACUAACAAUUAUUUGGUUUUUAGUAUUCAGUUUUAUUUUUCUAACCGAUGGCCAAUCUUUUCAAUAAUAGAGACUGAUAAACUUAUAAAAGCAAUAUUAAAUUUAUUAUAUUAACCUCAUCAUGUUAGUGUUAAACAUUAUAUAAUCCCUGCUCUUCUUUGAAAAAGUAUCUCAUAUAUAUACGUGUACUUGUAUAUAGGUUAAGUAAUUUUAGAUAUAGGUGUAUGGUUUUUCUCUUGUUUUUUUCUUUUAGUAGGGAAUAUGUUGUGAUUAAUUUUGAAAUGCAGAUUUUUUAAAGAAUUCAUUGAAAUGCCCCGGAGAUUCUUAAAAAAACAUUUAAAAAAAUCAAUUAAGAUAAUAUACAGGGUGUACCUGCUAAUAAAACUGUAUUUCUAAACACUGACCUAUAUUUUUCUGGGAUAAGCAGUAUUAUAACUAACUUGUAUAAAACGAAAAAGAAAAUCGUUUUUAUUUUUAAGAAAUCGUUAAUUUUUUUUUUAAUUUCUGGCUAAGUUGGGCCGAUGUGUACAUACUUCAAAAUUUUGAUCUUUUCCGCGGCGUACGUACUAAAAAUAGGGAUUUACUGUGUGUGUGUAGUUUUUGUACAUUUUUGUAUAUUUUAUUUCUAUUAGAACUUGCCUGUUAUGUAUUAAAUUAUUUAUUGUGAAAUGGUUAAGUGACAGCUCCACACUAUCUAUUUUUAUGUUACGACUUCGAAAUAAAAAUGUAUUGAACAUUUAA
Molecule: messenger RNA, 4148 nt
Organism: Anthonomus grandis grandis
Lineage: Eukaryota; Metazoa; Arthropoda; Insecta; Coleoptera; Curculionidae
Gene: Blimp-1
Product: PR domain zinc finger protein 1
Exons: 8
Coding region: 296-2917 (873 amino acids)
Biological process (GO): cell fate commitment; regulation of transcription by RNA polymerase II
Cellular component (GO): cytoplasm; nucleus
Molecular function (GO): DNA-binding transcription repressor activity, RNA polymerase II-specific; histone deacetylase binding; RNA polymerase II cis-regulatory region sequence-specific DNA binding
Source: RefSeq, a predicted model, not a curated record